Messenger RNA from Lycium barbarum (goji berry), 925 nucleotides. Its product is annotated as probable glutathione S-transferase. The coding region runs from base 71 to 733 and encodes 220 amino acids. The transcript has 2 exons. Gene Ontology annotation, molecular function: glutathione transferase activity. The record is from RefSeq and is a predicted model, not a curated record. Gene Ontology annotation, biological process: glutathione metabolic process. Gene Ontology annotation, cellular component: cytoplasm. NCBI's taxonomy places the organism in Eukaryota, Viridiplantae, Streptophyta, Magnoliopsida, Solanales, Solanaceae.
GCCUGUGAACUACCAUCCAUCAAUAUUAGCAAUUGCAAAAAAAAUCUUCUUUCUUCUUCACACAACAAAAAUGGCUAACGAUGAGGUAGUUUUGUUGGAUUUCUGGCCUAGCAUGUUUGGUAUGAGGCUAAGGAUUGCAUUAGCUGAAAAAGAGAUAAAAUAUGAGUCCAAAGAAGAGGAUUUGAGGAACAAAAGCCCUUUGCUUUUACAGAUGAAUCCUAUCCACAAGAAAAUCCCAGUUUUGAUUCACAAUGGAAAACCCAUCUGUGAGUCUCUUAUUGGAGUUGAGUAUAUUGACGAAGUGUGGAAGGAUAAAGCUCCUUUGCUCUCUUCUGAUCCUUAUGAGAGAGCACAAGCUAGAUUCUGGGCUGACUACAUUGACAAGAAGGUGUAUGAUUCCUCAAGGAAGAUAUGGACUACAAAGGGAGAAGAGCAGGAGGCAGCUAAGAAAGAAUUCAUAGAAGUCCUUAAAGUACUGGAGGGAGCACUAGGCGAGAAGCCUUACUUUGGAGGGGAUAACUUUGGCUUUGUGGAUAUUGCUCUAAUUGGUUUCUACACCUGGUUUCUUGCUUAUGAGACUUAUGGUAAUUUCAGCACAGAGGCUGAGUGCCCAAAGUUUGUGGCUUGGGCCAAGAGGUGCUUGCAGAGGGACAGUGUGGCCAAGUCUUUGCCUGACCAACAUAAGGUCCUUGAGUUUGUAAAAAUUCUUAGGGAGAAGUUUGGAAUUGAAUAAGCAUAUGCUUUAUGCAAUUAUGCAUCAUAAUGUAUUAAGAAAAAGGCACUUUGCUGUGCCUUCUUGAGUUGUUUCUAGAUUUGAAAUGUUUGGUCAUAGUGUAAGUCUGUUCUACCUUUACUUGUAAUAAAGACUCUUAGGUCUGUCUCAUUGUAUGUUGGCUUUUGUAAUGAGAAGUUAUCACUUUUUCCA